AUGAGUGAUGAUAUACAAGUGAUAAAAGAAGAUUAUGUUAUCUAUAAUUAUCCUGUAAUGAGAAUUAGAGUAGCAUUCUAUUCAAGUUUGUUAGUACCUUUAUUUAUAGCAGCAUUUGGAUGGUUAAUUCAGAACAGAGUUCACGUUGCAAUACCAUUAAUAUGCUCACUCAUAGCUGGAAUUGGAUUACAAGGUCAAUGUAAUUGUGUUUCAACGUAUCUAAUUGAUGCUUGUCCAGGAAAAAGUGCUUCGGCGUUAGCUUUAAGUGAAUUCUUUUCAUAUUUGUUGGUUGCUAUUGUAAUUUUAUUAUUUAAACCUCUAGAGGUUAUUUUAG
Molecule: messenger RNA, 334 nt
Organism: Funneliformis geosporum
Lineage: Eukaryota; Fungi; Glomeromycota; Glomeromycetes; Glomerales; Glomeraceae
Source: the annotation of a GenBank genome assembly